Heterocephalus glaber (naked mole-rat) is the source of this 964-nucleotide messenger RNA. RefSeq names its product phosphopantothenoylcysteine decarboxylase (gene Ppcdc). Gene Ontology annotation, cellular component: phosphopantothenoylcysteine decarboxylase complex. Lineage: Eukaryota; Metazoa; Chordata; Mammalia; Rodentia; Bathyergidae. Gene Ontology annotation, molecular function: phosphopantothenoylcysteine decarboxylase activity; FMN binding. The record is from RefSeq and is a predicted model, not a curated record. Gene Ontology annotation, biological process: coenzyme A biosynthetic process.
CUUUUCCCGAGAGGCACCUGGCGGGGUGAGCAGUAUUAGGGGGUGACUGAGCUGGCUUCUGGUUUCUCCAUGGCCGGACCCGGGACCCAAAACCUGUACUUACGGCUCUGAUCCUGAGUUGCACAUUACUUCUUGGAGGCCCGGCUCUGUGGGCUCCUGGAACCCCCAGACCCUGCAUGGAACCAAGGGCCUCAAGUCCAGCCGCCACACCCCAGGUGGAGAGAAAAUUCCAUGUUCUCGUGGGUGUCACCGGCAGUGUGGCCGCUCUGAAGUUACCUCUUCUGGUGUCCCGGCUUUUGGAUAUUUCUGGAGCUGCUGCCUCAGGCCUCACUGCAGAAUGGCCAUGCCUGGCACCUUUUAUACCUGGGCACUUGGUGACUCAUCCCUCGCAGAGCCAUGGGGAAGUGAAACGGCUGCACCUGGCAGUGCCUGACCUUUGGGUGACAGCGGAAGUCCGCUGUGCAAACAUGCUGAGCUGGAAGUUACGGUGGUCACAACUGAGAGAGCCAAGCAUUUCUACAGCCCCCAGGACAUUCCUGUCACCCUCUACAGUGACACUGAUGAGUGGGAGAUGUGGAAGCGCCGCUCUGACCCAGUUCUACACAUUGACCUGCGGCGGUGGGCGGACCUCAUGGUGGUGGCGCCUCUGGAUGCCAACACUCUGGGGAAGGUGGCCAGUGGCAUCUGUGACAACUUGCUUCCAUGUGGGAGCACCCACUCACUGCCCAGCAGGUGGGCCAGCUGAAGGCCUUUGGCUACACCGAGGUUCCCUGUGUGGCCAAGAAGCUGGUGUGUGGAGACCAAGGAAUUGCUUUUGGAAACACCAUGGCUGGAGAUCACUGGAAUGGUGGCCCUGGAUAUUCUUUGGUGGGGAGCCCAGGUGCCACACAGAGGUGGCAGGACUCUCAGAUUUCCCACACACCAUGCGAUGGGAUUGAGCAUGCUGGAAAAUAAAGAAAAGUGA